This is a messenger RNA of Acanthisitta chloris (rifleman), 2126 nucleotides long. It is a transcript of the gene IKBKE, whose product is annotated as inhibitor of kappa light polypeptide gene enhancer in B-cells, kinase epsilon. The annotation marks the transcript as partial. Gene Ontology annotation, cellular component: cytoplasm. Gene Ontology annotation, molecular function: protein serine/threonine kinase activity; ATP binding. Lineage: Eukaryota; Metazoa; Chordata; Aves; Passeriformes; Acanthisittidae. The record is from RefSeq and is a predicted model, not a curated record. Gene Ontology annotation, biological process: peptidyl-serine phosphorylation. The transcript has 19 exons.
AUGCAGAGCACUCCCAACUACCUGUGGAGCACAGAGGACCUGCUGGGCCAGGGAGCCACGGCUUGUGUCUACAAAGCUCGAAACAAGAAAUCAGGGGAGCUGGUUGCUGUGAAGGUCUUUAACAAUGCCAGCUACCUCCGGCCCCAGGAGGUGCAGAUGAGAGAGUUCGAGAUGCUGAGGAAGCUGAACCAUAAAAACAUUGUCAAGUUAUUUGCUGUGGAGGAGACAGGCAGCAGCAAGCAGAAGGUGCUGGUGAUGGAGUACUGCUCCAGUGGCAGCUUGCUGAACGUGCUGGAAGACCCAGCAAACGCCUUUGGCUUGGCUGAGUCCGAGUUCCUCAUCGUGCUGCAGUGUGUGGUGGCAGGGAUGAACCACCUCCGUGAGAACGGCGUUGUCCACAGAGACAUCAAACCUGGCAACAUCAUGAGGCUGAUGGGAGAAGAUGGGCAGAGCAUCUAUAAGCUAACAGAUUUUGGGGCCGCCCGAGAGCUGGAGGACGAUGAAAAGUUUGUGUCAGUCUAUGGGACGGAGGAAUAUCUCCACCCUGACAUGUACGAGCGAGCCGUCCUGCGCAAGCCGCAGCAGAAAUCCUACGGCGUCACCGUCGACCUCUGGAGCAUUGGGGUCACCUUCUACCAUGCUGCCACGGGCAGCCUCCCCUUCCUGCCCUUCGGGGGGCCCCGACGGAACAAGGAGGUCAUGUACAAAAUCACCACUGAGAAGCCUCCUGGAGCCAUUGCAGGGGUGCAGAGGCAGGAGAAUGGGAACAUUGAGUGGAGCUAUGAACUGCCCAUCACCUGUCGCCUCUCCACGGGGCUGAAGGACCAGCUGAUCCCCAUUUUGGCUAACAUCCUGGAGGCAGAUCAGGAGAAAUGUUGGGGGUUUGACCAGUUUUUUGCAGGCACCAACGACAUUUUGCACAGGAUCGUGGUCGACGUGUUCUCCCUGCAGCAAGCUUCCUCCCAUCGCAUCUACAUCCACUCCUACAACACUACCACCAAAUUUUUAGACGCUGUCUUCAAACAAACAAACAUAGUCCCUCACCACCAAGAAUACUUUUUUGAAGGACACCUGUAUGAGUUGGAUCCUAACCUACAAGCUCAUCAUUUCUGCAAAACCACCGAGUGCAGCCCCCUGACCUUGCUGAGCACCUCUGAGCAACCCGAGGACGUGGUAGGGGUUCGAUACAGAGACCCCGCCCUUGAGUUCCCCAAGUUUGUCCCCAAGGUGGGCGUGGUGGCUGACUGCAGUGCAGCCAAGAGCGCGGUGGGUGCUGUGCACCAGACCCUGCGCAUCGCCCGGGCCCUGCGGCGCGGCCGGGAGCUGCUGGCCAGAGGUCUCCACUGGGUGAUUGGGAACCUGAAGACAGAGUGCUCAAGGAUUCUGGAGCAGAGGAGAGGAGCUCUCUCCGUGCUCUCCUGCCUGCAGCUCACUGAGAUGAAGAUCCGUGUGCUGUAUGAGGCUGUUCCUGCAGGCAGUGCAGUGCCAGCUGUGAUGGACCUGGCCAUGGUGAAGACAAGGCUGCAGAGGGUCUCUGAGGAGCUCUCUCAGUGCUCCCACAACAUCUUUGACUUCCAAGGGGCACUGGACAGCAUUUUGUCUGAGCUGGUGAAGGACAGACAGCAAGUGCAUGAGGACAAAAGCCUCAGGCAGAUCGAGUGCUGCCUGGAGAAGAUGCAGCUGAUCUACAAGCAGUUCAAGAAGGCCAGGACAUGUCUAAGGCUGGGCUACAACGAGGAACAAAUACACAAGUUGGAUAAGGUGAAUUUAGGCCACCUGGCCAGGAAGGUUCUGUUAAUUUUCCAGGAUGAUUGUGUCCAGCAGUACCAGGAAGCUCUGAGCAUCCACAGCAGCAGGAUGAGGAAAGUUUGUGAGAUAAAGAGGCACCUGAAGAGGCUCAGCAAUCGCAUCAGUUCGUGCAGUGUGGAGAUGAUGGAGUGCCAGGACUGUCUGCAGGGUGCUCUGGACAGGUUUCUCCAGCUGGAGAAAUGGAGUUUGGCCCCAGUUCCUCCUGCUCCUUCCCCCAUCCAGGCAUGCCAGGAGAUGGCUUUUGGGAUGCAGGAGCUGCUGGAGCAGAUGAGGUCAGUAACUUGUCAUCUCCAGUUCAACAACAGCGUCAUUGAGCG